GUCAAAGCACGAAAAGUUCGAUCAAAACAAAGUGAAUUCACAAUGUCCUUGAUAAGAUUGUGCGAUAAGACGCAGUGCCAUCGUUCCAUAAAGGAGAGAGUUGCAUUGUGCUGUUGUGUGAAGAACUGCAGGGCCUGAUUAUGCCUAUACAAACAUUUCAGUCCAUACAAUAAACCCCAACGGUUGUCCUGUGUAAAUAAAGUGCCGAUUUGUCUGAAGGUAUAUCUAGCUGGUAAGUAGAAUUAAGGGACCUCCUAUCAUGAAUGCAAUCGGUUCGCGCAGCUUGGUAGCAAAGAACCUAUCCCGGUUCAAGCUGAUCACGUUCGAUGUGACCGACACGUUGCUCAGAUUCUCUCGUCCGCCGGAGGUGCAGUAUGCGAUGGCCGCCCGCCGUUUCGGCUUCAAAGAUGUGAACGAAAACGGUCUGGCGCGCUCCUUCCGGCCCAACUUCCGCCGGAUGGCCAAGGAGUAUCCCAACUUUGGCAAAAGCUCGUCUCGCGAUUGGCACUGGUGGUGGCGAACACUUGUCAUGGACAUUUUCCGUGAUUCCCAUCGGCACAUGGAUGAACCAAUGCUCGAACGGAUUGCCAGCCAACUGAUAGAAGACUACAAAACACGAGAAUGCUGGACAAAGAUCGAACUGGCGGAUCAGGUGAUUCGAUUGGCGCGGGAAAAUUGCAGACAAGUUGGAAUUAUAUCCAACUUUGAUCCACGUUUGGGUGAGAUCGUGAGCGAUAUGAGAUUGCCACAGGUGGAUUUCAUACUCACGAGCUAUGAGGCCGGGGCUUCAAAGCCAAGUCCUGAGAUUUUUGCACAGGCUUUGGACCGGUGUCGUGGUACUGUGUCACCCAGCGAAGCGCUACACAUCGGCAACACUCCCAAGCUGGACUAUGUGGGUGCCCGAAAUGCGGGCUGGUCGAGUGUUCUUGUCAAUGUCGAUGUUGAUGUUGAGGAAGAAAUGGAGAUUUCACAAAAUGGCAAAGUGAACUCGGGUCAUGUGUUUAGAAAUUUUGCAGAUUUUAUUAGUGUGCUAGAGACCGUGGAAUUCAAGUGGUAGUUUUUUUUUUUAAUUGUUCUGUGAUAGUCUAGAAAAGUUGUUACAUAUAUGUGUCUAACUGAACAUACCAAAAACAUCUAAGAUAUUUUCGAAUAAAUAACGAACAAUAUUACCUAAAAU
Molecule: messenger RNA, 1177 nt
Organism: Uranotaenia lowii
Lineage: Eukaryota; Metazoa; Arthropoda; Insecta; Diptera; Culicidae
Product: rhythmically expressed gene 2 protein-like
Exons: 2
Coding region: 260-1057 (265 amino acids)
Source: RefSeq, a predicted model, not a curated record